This is a messenger RNA of Camelina sativa (false flax), 1201 nucleotides long. RefSeq names its product putative ribose-5-phosphate isomerase 1. Gene Ontology annotation, biological process: pentose-phosphate shunt, non-oxidative branch. NCBI's taxonomy places the organism in Eukaryota, Viridiplantae, Streptophyta, Magnoliopsida, Brassicales, Brassicaceae. The record is from RefSeq and is a predicted model, not a curated record. Gene Ontology annotation, molecular function: ribose-5-phosphate isomerase activity.
ACAUUGUGUGAUUUGCAAGAUAUUAAUUACCUUAACUAUAGCUAAUUAACAUGUGUAAAAAUCAAAUUCAAAUACUUAAGAUACCUUUUACAUAAAGUCAGAAAUUUCCAUAUCUAUUAAAAAUAAGAACCGUCAAAUACGAUUCUUCUUUUUAAGAGUCUUUAUAAGAGUCUUCACAGAUUUGUGCAUUCGAAUCACACAAACAAAGUAGUGUACAAAAAUGGGUUCCGCGUUCGAUCCCAAUGUCACGGUCACCGAGGAACCCGCCGUCGUCGACUCGCCGCCUCUCUCAAACCUCACGCAAGAAGAGCUCAAAAGAAUCGCCGGAUACAAGGCCGUCGAAUUCGUCGAAUCUGGAAUGGUCAUCGGUCUCGGGACUGGCUCAACCGCUAAAUACGCCGUGGCUCGUAUCAGCGAGCUUCUCCGUGAAGGAAAACUAAAGGAUAUAAUCGGAAUCCCUACUUCAACCACAACUCACGAGCAGGCGGUUUCACUGGGGAUUCCGUUAUCCGAUCUAGAUUCGCACCCAAUCGUAGAUCUAUCGAUCGACGGCGCCGACGAAGUCGAUCCUGCUCUGAAUCUGGUGAAAGGACGCGGCGGAUCGUUGCUUAGGGAGAAGAUGAUUGAAGGAGCGUCUAAAAAGUUCGUUGUGAUUGUCGACGAAUCGAAGCUCGUCAAGUACAUCGGAGGAAGCGGACUCGCCGUACCGGUGGAGGUUGUUCCGUUUUGCUGCGAUUUCACAAGGGGGAAACUCGAGGAGCUUUUUAAGGAAGCGGGAUGUAAAGCGAAGCUUAGGAUGAAGAAGAGUGGCGGAGAUGCGGCGCCGGCUGUGACGGAUAAUGGGAAUUACGUGGUGGAUUUGUAUUUGGAGAGAGAUAUCGGAGAUUUAGAGGCGGCGAGUAAGGAGAUACUGAGGUUUCCCGGAGUUGUGGAGCAUGGGAUGUUUCUCGGGAUGGCGACUACGUUGAUCGUCGCCGGCAAAUUCGGUGUUACCGUCAAGGAUAGGUUUGGGUAAAAUGGUCAUUUUCGAAAAUUAGGGUUUAUGGUUUGAUUUUUGGUUUUUGGUUCUCUCUCUCUGGUUCUGUAAACCCUUUUCUCUUAUUGGCUUAGAACUUUGACUUUUUUUUUUUUGUAGAACUUUGACCUUUUGUGUACUGUUUACUUGUUAGUGUUACAAACAUUCCCCCGGACCUUAGACUAA